This is a messenger RNA of Mycotypha africana, 1152 nucleotides long. RefSeq lists its product as uncharacterized. The coding region runs from base 38 to 913 and encodes 291 amino acids. Gene Ontology annotation, biological process: protein ubiquitination; negative regulation of septation initiation signaling; mitotic spindle assembly checkpoint signaling. The transcript has a single exon. Gene Ontology annotation, cellular component: ubiquitin ligase complex; cytosol; cell division site. Gene Ontology annotation, molecular function: protein binding; ubiquitin protein ligase activity. The record is from RefSeq and is a predicted model, not a curated record. NCBI's taxonomy places the organism in Eukaryota, Fungi, Mucoromycota, Mucoromycetes, Mucorales, Mycotyphaceae.
UUUUUUUUUUUCCUUUCUAACUUAUACACAUUAAAAAAUGCUUUUCUUACGUAUUGUACCUCAUCUUGAAACAGACUUUCGACAGUCCAAUAGCCAUCAUUCUCAUCCACAUCCUUCUUCGCCUUCACGCACCGUCAUUUUCAAUAUCAUUGAAAGAACGCUAUCAGCGGCUACUCAAGGUUGCAUCAAAAUUGGCCGACAGAACGAAGCCAAUCAACAUCUUACGGACCAUAUCACUUUCAAAAGUAAUGUCGUGAGUCGAGUCCAUGCUGAACUUGUUUGGGAUGAAGAGGAGAAUCAAGUCUAUAUCAAAGACGCCAAAUCGUCUUCUGGCACCUUUGUUAACCGUAUGCGGCUCAGUCCCCCCAACCAAGAGUCUCGGCUUUGUUUAUUACAUCAUGGCGAUAUUGUACAACUAGGCGUUGAUUAUCAAGGUGGAGUAGAAGAGAUAUUUCGCUGUAUCAAGAUGCGAGUGGAAAUCUAUAAAGAGAGCCCACAACAACAUCUUCCGUUAAAGAAAAAUUUCGGUUUAAAGACGUUUCGCUCGUUAAGAAACCUGGCUUUAUCCAUGGCGCCCCACGAGCAACAAGACGAGGAUGUCUUGGUAAAAGAGAUGAUAGAUGAAUGCUGUAUCUGUUUAUAUGCAAUAGCACCUUUUCAAGCCCUCUUUGUCGCUCCUUGUUCUCAUACGUUUCACUUUAAAUGUUGCUACCCAUUGUUAAGAAACUAUCCUGGGUUCAAUUGCCCUUUAUGUCGAACCUAUGCUGAUUUAAGUGCGAGUGUAUCGAUAGAAGCGGAUGAGGUAGGGUUGUUUUUUCUUAUUUGCAUACAUGAAAAAAAGAAAAAAAAAGAAAUGUAUAAUUCAAUUCUUACCAAACGGAUGAUGUGUGUUGUAGGUAUUGGAAAUGUUUAAACAAUCAAACGCCCAAGAACCAUCAUCUCCACUACCAGUCAAUACCAUCGAAGAACAUGAAGAAGCAGAAGAAGAAAUGACAAGCCAAAAUGCAAAUACUCCUCCUGCCCAUUUCCCUUCUGCUUCUUACAGCCUUAUCCCUCCUACACAUACAAAUAUAACAACAACAACAGCAACAGCAGCAGCAGCAGCAGCUCUUCAUCAUCUUUCUCAUCAUCACCAUCAGCAACAGAAACAAG